AUGUUAUUUGCUCUGUUUCUCGUGUCUGUUUUAUCUCAAUGUGAAACACAAUUAUGUACCCCAUCGGCUGCAAUAGGUGAAAUGAAAAAGACUAUGAUUACAAAAUUAAAAGCUCAAAAUUUCUUUGAUAACAUGGUAAAAUAUAUUGGAGCUUUUGCAUUUUUUGAUAUCGCCAAAAAUCCUCCACAACCUGAGAGUAUGCCCAAUUAUCAUACUCCAGUUGAUAUUCAGGCUGAAAUCAACACAAUAAACACGUUUAUUAAAGAUUCAGAAGAGCAAUUUCCGCUCUAUGAUUUGUUCAUAAGAUUAUUUAAAAUGUUCGCAUUGCCAAAAGAUUUGCACUUUGCUUUGAAUAUACAAAGUAACACAACUACACACAAAAUUGGCGAUUUUCUUGUUAUAAAUCCUUUCACCUUUCAAUUGACAAAAGAUGCUGUUUAUAUAAAAGUGCCUGAGAAAAUUGGAAGAUCACCAGUAACCGAUUUUUUCGAUAAAGAAUUGGUCACUUUAUUGAAGUCAAAAGAUGAUAAUAAUAUAUCAUUAAGUAAAAUUAAUGGAAUAAAGGCAACCGAAUUUAUUGAAAAUUAUGCAAAGAAAUACUUUAGAAUGAAGAACACCAAUGCAGCAGUUACACUACUCAAAAAUUCUUUUGUGAUGUCGAAAUAUGAAAAUUUUGCAAUAGAAAUAAACGAUAUGAACUUUAUGUUAUCAUUCAGUGAUAAAACUGAAGUUAAUUACACCUCAGUAUUUUUCAAUACCAAAAUUAAAACAGACAAAUUUAAAGAAACCAUUGAAAAAUACAACAAAAUUAUUUUAAAAAAUGAAAUCACCAGAAGUCGAAUUAAUACACAAAAACAUAAAGUUUCAGGAUACUCUGGAUUUAUUGGUGAUUUUAUUAAAAAAACUGAUUUUUCUUCAAAACAAAAGAAUGGAGAUUUAUUUAAUUAUUCAAUACCAGAUGUUAUUGCUUGUGGUCAGCGAGUCGUUUCGAAUCAAAAGUUUUAUAUUUUAGUUGUAUAUACAUUUAACUCAGACUUUGACAAAUUCUUAGCUCUUACUGAUCAGUGCAAAAAGUUGUUUGAUGAAUCUGACGAUCCAAUUGUAGUGAUAUUGGAUAACAAUUCAGGAGGAACUGUUGAUCUCUCAGCUCACAUACAAGACAGUUUAGCACCAUAUAAUGUUUUUGAUGUGUUAGUCUCCCAAAGAAUUUCAGAGUCGACGGAAAUAGUUAUGAGAAGUGGAGGUGCAGCACAAUUAUUAGAUCCCAAAACAAAGAAAAGUCGCAUUCCAAGACAAAAAGAGUAUUAUAAAGAAGACUUGGGAAAAUGGUACGAUUCUCCUGUAACAGACGUUUUUGUUUCUAAAAGUGGUGGUGAGUCUAAAUUUGUGAGGACUCAAAAAUCGGUAUAUGAAAAAGAAUUUAAAAUGAAAUACAACAUGAAAAACGUAAGAAAUCCAAAUCAAAUUAUCAUGUUCACAGACCAAUUCUGUUUCUCUGCUUGCUCCUUUUUAUCAAAGGAUUUUAGACAGAAAAAUGCAGCACUUUUGGUGGCAUAUUCUGGUCUUCCUUAUUCAACUAUUCAAGAGAGGGAUGUUGGGCAAAGUCCCACUGUCGUCAUUACAGACAAAUUGAUCAGAUAUAACAACAACACAAACGAUGAAAACAAAGAAAAAGAACUUGAUGAAUUUGAUGAAUAUGGAUUUGAAAUGCAAAUAUCAUUUUCUCCUACAUAUCCAAGAAAUGUCAGCUUUCCAAAAAUACCGGACGAGUACAACAUUCAUUAUCCUCACGAAUAUUUUGAGAACGAAGCCUUUGAAGAAAGCGAAGAAAGUAUCACAAAAUUUCUCGAAGAAGCUCAGAGAGUGUUUGAAAAAUAUCGAACUCGAUGUGAUGAAGGAAUGUAUAUCUUUGAUGAUAAAUGCAUUGGAAAUAAAGAUAGUGUGGGUGGUCAUAUUUGCCAAAAUGGUCAAUAUAAUUACAACAAAUGCGUACUUGUUGGAUGUAAAAACGGUUUAGAAUUAAAUCAAACAACUGGAUUCUGUGGAAAUCACACCAGUGAAUAUUUCGUUAAUAGUGCAUUUGGAAUAUUUGUGCUAAUCUUAUCUCUAUCACUCCUUUUCUUAUUCUAA
Molecule: messenger RNA, 2130 nt
Organism: Entamoeba invadens IP1
Lineage: Eukaryota; Evosea; Mastigamoebida; Endamoebidae
Exons: 1
Coding region: 1-2130 (709 amino acids)
Source: RefSeq, a predicted model, not a curated record